This is a messenger RNA of Copidosoma floridanum, 909 nucleotides long. RefSeq lists its product as uncharacterized. The record is from RefSeq and is a predicted model, not a curated record. NCBI's taxonomy places the organism in Eukaryota, Metazoa, Arthropoda, Insecta, Hymenoptera, Encyrtidae.
AUGAAGACAACUUUGUUACUAACUUUUAUUCUGGCUUUAAUGGGCGCAGCCGUUGGUUUGGAAUCUGAAAAAAUGCAAAAAAUGGUAAGUAGGUUGCUUGGUAGGACCAACGAUCAUCCAUAUUCAUACUCAGUUGCCGUAAGGAUCGGUUGUCGAGGAAAUUCUUGGAAUUACGAUUGUGAAACUAGAUGUACCGGGGCCCUACUCAAGCCUGAUAUCGUUUUGACUGCCGGUCAUUGCUUUAGAGGAGUGAUGCAAGAUCGUAGUCUAUCAGUUUUAAUUGUGGGAGACGUAACUAAUGAUCUAGAGGAGAAAAAUACUCGAGUUUUGGCGGACAAACUGUACAUGCUUAAAACGUUCCAACUCUACUCUAAUAUUACCGAUGUUGAUGAUAUUGCUAUAAUAAAGACGAAGCAACCGUUAAAAGUUAAAAAAAAUUCACCAAUCAGCCUUAUUGAAUUGCCUCUGGGAAACGAAAUUAUAAACAAUGUAGUUCUUGACAUACCACUUGUCAAAAGAGACAAUAUGUUAUUUAAGAUCGUUACAGUAAGAACAAGACUUGAAGACUCACGUGACAGUAACAGAGAAGUAAAGUUUAAAACUUUUCAUGGAGUAAUUAGGAAGCAACCAUCCGACCCAGAAAAUUUCGGCUUUGGUCAUGGUGACAGUGGAGCUGCCGUCGUUUUUGAUGGAAAAACCGUUGUUGGAGUCAUAUGUAGUAUGUUUUACCCAUCAGCUACGGUACAACAUCUAAUGAUAAUCAAAGUUGCGGCUCAUUUAGAUUUCAUCAACGGGGUUAUGAAUAACGCCCCAACUGGAAACACCGAUAUGUUUCAAAUGAAUAGUGAUUGGGAUCUUGAGUUUAAAAAUGGUCUUUACAGAGUAGUUCUAAAAUACGGAAGAUCGUAA